GGGAAGGUGGGGGGGGUCAGGCGGGGCCAGCAGAGGCCAGAGCCCCCCGGGUCCCUUGCAAGCCUUGCACGUGUGGCUGACAGCGGAGGUAGGCUGCAAGAGGUAGGAGUUGUUUCACACUGGAUGGGUAAGUUCGGGGUCGGAGUCAGGGUCCCAGCAGGGUUAAGGGGAAGCCGUAGUGUGGUUGGGGUGCGGAGAGUCUGGCUGAUCUGAGGCACCCCCCAUGGGCUCGGACCCCCGUGCCCUGCGCCCCGCGUCCCCUGCGCAAGUCCAAGCCUCUGCGGCUCCUGGGGCGGGGCCGCGCGCCCCGGGGCCCGCCCACCGCGGUUCCGCGGCACCGCCCUCUAUGCAAAUAGCUCCACCCCACCCAAUCAGCUCCCGGGGGGCGGGGCCGCCCCUCGCAAGCACCUGCGGCCAGCCGCGAGCCCCAGGAGCGCUGGGUGUGCAGCCGUCGCGGGUACGGGGGCCGAGCGGCCGGGGGCCGAGGCGGAGCAGGUCAAGGUCGGUCCACGAAGCCCGGGACGAUGGGGAGGAAGAAAAUCCAGAUCUCGCGCAUCCUGGACCAAAGAAACCGGCAGGUGACGUUCACCAAGCGCAAGUUCGGGCUGAUGAAGAAGGCGUACGAGCUGAGCGUGCUGUGCGACUGCGAGAUCGCCCUGAUCAUCUUCAACAGCGCCAACCGGCUGUUCCAGUACGCCAGCACCGACAUGGACCGCGUGCUGCUCAAGUACACCGAGUACAGCGAGCCGCACGAGAGCCGCACCAACUCCGACAUCCUGGAGACACUGAGACGCAGGGGCGUGGGCCUCGAUGGGGCGGAACUGGAGCCCGACGAGGGCUCGGAGGGGCCCGGCGAGAAGCUGCGGAGGCUGGCGGGCGACGGGGGUGACCCAGCCUUGCCCAGGCCCCGGCUCUACCCCGUGGCCCCGGCCAUGCCCGGCCCGGACGCGGUCUACGGGGCUUUGCCCCCGCCGGGCUGCGACCCCUGCGCGCUGGGGGAGGCGCUGCCCGCCCAGAGCCGCCCGUCUCCCUUCCGACCCGCCGCGCCCAAAGCCGGGCCCCCAGGCCUGGCGCACCCUCUCCUGGCGCCCCCCGCCCACCUCGCCAGCAAGACGCCGCCGCCGCCGCUGUACCUGGGCGCGCCGGUGAGUGUGCGCAGGGCGGCGCGGGGCGGCUGCGGGGGCGGCUGCGGGGAGGGGGCGGCCUCAGUUUCCCCUCGUCCCCCCGCUCGCCCGCAGAGAAGCGUCUACAGCAGCCUGCAGAGCCCCGGCCCGGCCGCGGCCCCGGGACCCCCGCUGGGCAGCUUCCCCUUCCUCCAGGCAGGCCCCCCAGAGUACAGCCUGGGAGACCCCCCGCCGCCGCCCCCCGGCUUGCUGCAGCCCCCCACCCUGCUCCCUUGGCAGUCGAGGGCGGACGGACCCCCGGUCGCCCCCGCCCAGCACAGUGGGGGCCGCAGCCUGGGCGAGGAGGGACCCCCGCCCCGCGGCGCCUCCCCGCCGACCCCUGCGGUCAACAUCAAGUCCGAGCGCCUCUCCCCGGCCCCCGGCGGCCCCGGCGACUUUGCCAAGCCCUUCCCGUACCCGCUGCUGCUCGCCCGGCCCGGCCCGUCGCUGCGCCGGCUGCCCUCGGCGGACGCCUGGCCCCGGUAGCGGGAGCCGCGCGGGACCGCCUUGGAGAAGACCCCGGGGUGGGGACCUGGAUUCGGAUCCGCCGGCGGGGGUCCCCCUUCCCCCUCCCGUGUGCGCCCCCUCCCAAUAAAGGACGAAACUCGCGGCGCCCCGGAGGACUCCGCGCCCCCUCCCCAGCGGCCCUGUGUCAGUCUGGGGGCGC
Messenger RNA from Oryctolagus cuniculus (rabbit), 1830 nucleotides. RefSeq names its product myocyte enhancer factor 2B (gene MEF2B). Gene Ontology annotation, molecular function: RNA polymerase II cis-regulatory region sequence-specific DNA binding; protein dimerization activity; DNA-binding transcription factor activity, RNA polymerase II-specific. The record is from RefSeq and is a predicted model, not a curated record. Lineage: Eukaryota; Metazoa; Chordata; Mammalia; Lagomorpha; Leporidae. Gene Ontology annotation, biological process: cell differentiation; heart development; positive regulation of transcription by RNA polymerase II.